Lineus longissimus is the source of this 951-nucleotide messenger RNA. RefSeq lists its product as uncharacterized. NCBI's taxonomy places the organism in Eukaryota, Metazoa, Nemertea, Pilidiophora, Heteronemertea, Lineidae. The coding region runs from base 1 to 951 and encodes 316 amino acids. The record is from RefSeq and is a predicted model, not a curated record. The transcript has a single exon.
AUGAGACCAAUUGGUGACCGGUUUGAGAUUGGUAUCCCUUGGAAGCAAGACCAACCAAAUCUUCCAGACAAUCGAGGAAUGGCAGAGAGGAGGCUGAGAAGCUUAGAAGCACAUCUAAAAAAGAAACCAGAGGUGCAGCGACAGUAUCGAGAUGCCUUUCAACAGAAUGUUGAUAAAGGAUACAUCCAGAAAGUUGGACCAGUUGAGGCGGCUAGAGAUGGAUGGUACUUGCCCCAUUUUGCUAUCGUGAAACAAGACAAGCAAACCACCAAGGUGCGUAUAGUGUAUGAUGCAGCUGCCAGGUUUGGAGGAACCAGCCUCAAUGAUGAAAUGUUGCCUGGGCCAAAUUUGCAGAAAGACAUUCUGGAGAUCCUGCUCAACUUCAGACGGCGCCCAGUUGCUUUGAUUGGCGAUGUGAAGGAAAUGUUUAGUCAGAUUGUGCUCCAGUUAGAAUGUAGACGUUACCACCGCCUCCUGUGGAGAGAUUGUUACACAGAUCGACCGAUGGAUACUUAUGAAGCCGUGCGAGUAACAUUUGGUGACAGGGCAUCCCCAUUCCUAGCCAUGUAUGUGCUACAAGAGCAAGCUCGACGGGCAGCACCAGACUACCCCUUGGCAAGUCAAGUGAUUAAGGAUUUCACAUACAUGGAUGAUGUCACCGACAGUUUUGAGACCACUGCAAUUGCCGCAAAGAUGAUACCGGAGCUUAAAACAGUUGAGAAGCCUGGAGGAUGGACAAUCCGGAGAUGGAGCAGCAAUGAGCGAGAAGUGCUUGUUGGCCUGAGUGAAGAAGACAAAGCGACUGGUGUCCACUUCCAAGACAGCGACCUGCCUACUAUGAAAACCCUUGGUGUCUGGUGGGAUGCUGAAACAGACGUCUUCAGUUACUCCGUGAAGUUUGAGAUGACCACAGUCAACACAAAGAGGGAGUUAUUGAGUCUGGUAGCAUAA